AGAGUCUCAUAGAAGUUUGCUGCCUAUCCAUUGUAUUGGAGAAUGCACCACAAGCUUUUAACAGGAGCAGCUACAUUUGAGCAUUGGAAUGACAUCAGUAGUUGUUCAGAUUAACACCCACCCCUCUGGCAAAAAAAGGCAUUGACAUAUUUUCUGUUUGUGGGCUGGUUCCUUGACAUCGAAAUUAAACUGGCAGAGGAUAGAGAGUUGUUAACAUCUUUUCCAUUUUAAUUCUAUACAUAUGUUAUGUGUAAGCAAGGGGCACUUAAUUAAAUGGAGCUUACUUACUGUAUUGUAUUUAAAAAGAGCAAACAAACAAAAGUCUUCCCUGCCUUUCCGCUUGAAAGGUUUUGAGGCAGCUCACAACAAUGUAAACAUUUAAAGCAAUCAUUUCAAAAACAUUUAGAACAGCUGAAAGCAAUAAGCAGCAUUUUAAAAUUAAAACUGAUCAUCAAAAAGCAUGGAAGAAUAAAAACAUCUUCCAAUGGUUUUUUAAAAGCCUGUAAUAUAAGUGCCUUUAGCAUCUGUGGGGAGGGAGCCAUGGUCAUCACCCACUUAAUUUUAAGUGGGGGCAUCUGUAGCAGGGCCGUCAAAGAUUGGACAAAUUCUGUGGGAGCAAGUGGUCCUUCAGGUCCCAAGAUUCACUUGUGUCUAAUGGAGGCUCAUAGCAUUAGCUUGUUAUACUGGAAUAUUCUUAAAUGGGAUGUUUAUUAUUUUUUUUAAAUCCCUUUUACUUUCCUUAAAUCAUUGGAUAGGAAGAUAUACAUUUAAACUCAUCUGAUUUUGCUUUCAGUACUGAGAAUCACUUUUGGGUCUAACAGUGGGUGUUAAAAUGUGUAUCUUGACUUGUGAGCUGUUGCCACAGUCUAGCCAUUUGGAGCUGGUUGUAAGCAUUUAGUGAAAUCCUUGCCACCUAUUUUUAGAUGAAAUCCACUUGUGUGAGUUUGCUUUCACAUCUUGAAAACCCAGCAUUUCAAAGCAACAUUUGUUUAAGGGAGGAGGGAGAGGACAUAGAAGUUAGAAUGGGCAAGUUAAAUUAAAAUAGGCAGCCUAGGAAAUUGUAUGAAGGUUCUUAUUGGAGUUGCACAGUCUUUAGAACCCAUCUGAACAAUGACAAUAUAAAGGUGACUAUACAAAAAUAAUGUUGGCUAUCCAGCUAAACUUUUGCUUUAAAUUGAGGCAAUCAAAGAUUAAAAUCUAGACAUAUUAAUUUACCUACUUGUAAAAAAUAAAUGUCAUAUAACGUGGCUAACUCCAGGUUCUGAUCCCAAGUCACUGACAUUGAAAGCAAUGGAAUUUACCAAUUUAUGUCAUAAUAUGAGUGAACCUAUUGAAAUAAACUGACAUUAGUCAUCACUGACUUGAAGCCGUUCAUUUCAAUAGGCCUCUGAGUAUGACUUAGUUUUAUUCAAUGUAUUUAAUACUAGGGGCUGUGACCUUGCUCACUCCAUUCACCCCCACCCCCACAUUAACUUCUUUCUUCCAACCCCAUGCAACUAUUAAACUCGCUUUUUACCUUUCCAACCCCAUUUCAGGAGCCACUUCUUUUCUGCAGCCCCGCUUUGCACCCCUGUCUUCACCUUUACCCCCAUGUCCAUGCCUCCUCUUCCCCUUCCUUUUGUGCAACUUCCUCCUGCACACAGGCCACCCCCAUGGUAACUUCCUACAUCUUCCUUCUCCCACACAUUGUAACUACUAAGCACUUUUUUCACCUUCCACCCAAUUACAAAGCUACCAUUCCCUCCUAUUCUGCAGCCCCCUUCAUAUCCCCUUUCAUCAUCACCUCCAUUCCCAUGCCUCCUACUCCUUUUGGUUUUGCACCCCUGCUUUGCACCCCCAUUUUUACUUUCAUCCCCUUUUUUCUUCCUCAUCCUGCCUGCUCCUUUUCUCAGCUCUCUCUUGCACACCAGCCAUCCCCAUUUCCAUGCCUCCUCCCCUCUUUCCUAUUCUGCAGCCCCUCUUUGCACAUCCACCCCAUUUUCACCUUCCACCCUACCUCUUAUCCCUCCUUUUCUCAACUCUCCCUGACAUACAGACCACCCCAUUUUCAUACCUUCUAUUUUGCAGCCCUCUUUGCACCCCCCCCAUAAUGAUGUAUGUUACUGGAUUUCUAAGAUGAAUCUUAAGAACAAGCCUGUCAGCAAGCUGAUUCAGCUAGAGAAGGUUAAGUCCAGUUGGUGGUUGUUGCACAUAUAUGGGUGUUUGCUUGUUAAUAAAUUAUUACAUUGAAUGUGGAACUUCAUGUUGAAGACAAUACAUGGUACCAGGAAUGAAAUGCACUGUGUGAAGGUGCAAUGGAAUUUCUGAGGACCUCCAUCCUUUAUCUCUCUCACAUGAGGCAGCUGAAGAAUGGAAGAGGGAGAAGUUUGAGUUCAGUGAGAGAGGAGGGACACUAAAAGGAAAAAAGUGGCUUUUUUAAACAGUGACAGACAUUUGAGUAAAGCAGAGAUUGAGGGCAUGAAGAGAAAAAUGACAGGUUUAAACAAUGACAGGUUUGAGUAAAGCAGAGAUUAUGGGACACUUGAGGAAAAUGGCAGUUUUAAACAAUGGCUAGGGUUUUGAGUAACAAUUUGAAUAUAGGAAGAAGGCAGAUGGGAAAAGCUCUGUUGUGUUAGUUAGCUUCUGUAUUGUGUCCAUUUCUGCUAUUUCUCCUUGUUAAAACCCUUAAAAAAAAUAACAGUCCCUUAAUGUUCCUUCUCAGUCUAUUCAGACCUCUCUUUAAAUCACCACUUUCCCCGUCAGUGUCCCGUCUUGUGCAACCUGCCUUCUCCUUUGCUCCCCUCUCCCACCAUGACUUCAAUGUAAAUCAAGGAUUGAGCCUGUCCGAGCCCUGAGAUCACAGGAAAGAGCCGCCUUAGUGGCUGUCCCUAAACUCUGGAAGUCUCUUCCUGGGGAGGUUGGACUGGCUCCCUCUUUGCAGUUCUUUCAUUGGCAUGUGAAGACUUUUUUGUUCCAACAGGCUUUUGGGAACCGACUGCAAGGACUAUUAAAUAGGCUGCUGUUUUUACGGAUUAGAUUUUGUGUAUUUUUAAUCACUAUGUUUAAUCACCUGUGAACCUAGAAUUGCCUCUGAUGAUCAGGGGACUGGAAACAAAGCCCUAUGAGGAGAGAUUGAAAGAAUUGGGCAUGUUGAGCCUUGAGAAGAGAAUGAGGGAAGAUGUGAUCGUACUCUUCAAGUACUUGAAAGAUUGUCACACAGAGGAGGGCCAGGAUUUCUUCUUGAUUAUCUCAGAGUGCAGGACAUGGAACAAUGGGCUCAAGUUGCAGCUGAACAUCAGGAAAAAAUUCCUAACUGUUAGAGCAGUACGACAAUAGAACCAAUUACCUAGGGAGAUGGUGGGCUCUCUAGCCCUGGAGGCAUUCAAGAGGCAGCUGGACAGCCACUUGUUGGGUGUGCUUUAAGUUGGAUGCCUGCAUUUAGCAGGGGGUUGGACUUGAUGGCCUUACAGACCCCUUCCAACUCUACUAUGAUUCUAUUAAAUGGUUUUAAUUAUGUAGUUAGUUUAAUAACAUUUUAAUUAUAACUUCUGUACAGUUUAUAUGUGUUUAACUGUAUUUGUUUUAACUUUUGUAAGCCACCUUGAGUCCCAGUUCUGGGGAAAAGGUGGGAUAUCAAUGAAUACAACCACCACCACAACCAACAACAACAACAAUGUGGCAUUACAAAUCCUCCAAAUGGGGCCCGCAUGACAACACUCUUACAUUUCUAUUAUAUGAAAGAUAACAUUGAGACUAAAGAAGGACCCUUGGCAGAUUUUGCUUGAAAGCUCAUAAUAAAAUGGUGCCUUAGAAAUAAUGUUAUCACUUUCACUUGCAUGCACCUGCAUAUCUUUCUUGGUAGCAGGAGGCGUGAUCCCAGGGUUUGAGAAGGUGGGGCUCCCUGCAUCCAUUUCCAUUCUAUCUCACGUUUCUCAGAGUUGUUGACUUUUCUUGGUGAAGAUUAAUAACUUGGAGACCUUGGGGCCUUGACCAACUAAGAUAGAAAGUACCAGCAGCGUGACGACUGAUGUAACCUCCUCCUGCACUUAUAUAACUGUUUUGUUGUUUCCCCUCACAUCUCAACUGAAUGAUCUAUUCAGGUGACAAAGGGUAGCUUCACUUGAUUUUUGGGAAAUGGAAAGAAAACUGGCUUUCUCAUCAUCAUCAUUUAUUUAAAUUUCUAUCCUGCUCGUCCUCCCAAAGGAGCCCAGAGUGGCGAACAACAGAACAGCAAAGCAAUAAAUAAAAAUAGGGUUGUUGUUUUUAAAGUCACAUAUCAUCAAAGCUAAUGAUUUCAGGGAUUGCCAGGAACAGUAUAUCUUGGCCAUAAAAUUCCUGAGUAAACAGGAAUGUUUUAGAAUUCCUCCUGAAUGUUGAUAAUGAGGGAGACAGGCACACCUCACCUCACACCUCCAUACAUGGGGCCCCUCUAUUGAGAAGGCCCCGUCAGGGGUCUGUGCCGUAACUAGUUUUACUCAAAGACAAGAACUAUGGUUUCUGAAGCUGGGAACAAUGACUGCUUCAAAUAAAAAUGCUGAGAUAAUAGCCUUACAGUAAGGGGCAGAGGAAGUUCUGAGCACCCUGCAAUUCUGAACUGUAUGGCAGAGGGAAUCCUCCACUGCAGGGCUUCAGAUGACAAGAGUAGAGGGAGGUUUGGAGUGUGGCAUCAUCAGUAUUCUGAUAGCACCUAACUCAUUUUCCUCCAAUCUAGGUCAUACAGAAUAUGGAGAAACCAACUGGUUCUCAAUUGGAAAGGGUGUGAGACGGGUGUAUUUUAUCACCCUAUUUAUUUAAUCUAUAUGCAGAACAUAUCAUACAGAAAGUGGGAUUUGGACCAAGAUGAAGGAGGUGUGAAAAUUGGAGGGAGAAAUAUCAGUAAUUUAAGAUAUGCAGACGAUACCAUAUUACUAGCAGAAACCAGUAAUGAUUUGAAACGAAUGCUGAUGAAAGUUAAAGAGGAAAGCACAAAAGCAGGACUACAGCUGAACGUCAAAAAGACUAAAGUAAUGACAACAGAAGAUUUAUGUAACUUUAAAGUUGGCAAUGAGGACAUUGAACUUGUUAAGGAUUACCAAUACCUCGGCACAGUCAUUAACCAAAAUGGAGACAAUAGUCAAGAAAUCAGAAGAAGGCUAGGACUGGGGAGGGCAGCUAUGAGAGAACUAGAAAAGGUCCUCAAAUGCAAAGAUGUAUCAUUGAACACUAAAGUCAGGAUCAUUCAGACCAUGGUAUUCCUGAUCUCUAUGUAUGGAUGUGAAAGUUGGACAGUGAAAAAGGCAGAUAAGAGAAAAAUCAACUCAUUUGAAAUGUGAUGUGGGAGGAGAACUUUGUGGAUACCAUGGACUGCGAAAAAGACAAAUAAUUGGGUGUUAGAACAAAUUAAGACAGAACUAUCACUAGAAGCUAAAAUGAUGAAACUGAGGUUAUCAUACUUUGGACAUAUCAUGAGAAGACAUGAUUCACUAGAAAAGACACUAAUGCUGGGAAAAACAGAAGGGAGUAGAAAAAGAGGAAGGCCAAAUAAGAUAUGGAUUGAUUCCAUAAAGGAAGCCACAGACCUGAACUUACAAGAUCUGAACAGGGUGGUUCAUGACAGAUGCUCUUGGAGGUCGCUGAUUCAUAGGGUCGCCAUAAGUCGUAGUCAACAUGAAGGCACAUAACAACAACAACAACAGGUCAUACAGUUUUCUAUAUGCUGUGAUCCUAUUUUCUCAAGAGUACAGCUGUGUGGCUUCCACAGUGAUAAGGAGGACUUGCCCCUCUAUAAAAUGCUGUUCAGGACUUCAUUUGGAUGCUCCAUUUGAAGGCAAGAUGGGGAAGGUGCUGCUGUGGGUUGGCUUGGCUGUUUUGCUGCAGUUACAACUAAGCUCUGCUGAUGAACCCACAACUCCUCAGCCAAGUGAUGAGAAUGGCCAUUCCUGCAAAGUUGUGUGUUAUUUCACUAACUGGGCUCAGUACCGUCCUGAACCUGCCAAGUACUUUCCAAACAAUGUGGACCCAAAUCUGUGCACUCACCUCAUGUAUGCUUUUGCAACUAUGAGUGAAAACAAGAUUGCUCCUUAUGAGUGGAAUGAUGAAGAUGUCCUCUUUCCCCAGAUCCAAGCACUAAAGAACAGUAAUUCUGCCUUGGUGACACUGCUGGCUAUUGGAGGGUGGAACUUUGGUACACAAAAAUUCACUACCAUGGUUUCCACUGCAGCCAACCGCAAGGUUUUCAUAAACUCGGGGAUUGCAUACCUCCGCAAAUUUGGCUUUGAUGGGAUUGAUCUGGACUUUGAAUAUCCAGGUUCUAGAGGUAGCCCCCCUGAGGACAAGCAUCGUUUCACUGUCCUGAUCCAGGAAAUGGUGGCAGCUUUUGAACAAGAGGCCAAAGAGACUGGGAACAGCAGGUUGCUGGUGACAGCAGCUGUGUCUGCUGGUAAACCAACCAUUGAUGCUGGAUACGAAAUUGAAGAAAUAGGAAAAUAUCUAGAUUUUAUUAGCAUAAUGACCUAUGACUUCCAUGGCGGCUGGGACACCUUCACAGGUCACAACAGUCCCCUGCAUGUUGGUUCAGCAGAUAUUGGAGACUACAAAUAUUUCAACUGUGAGUUUGCCAUGAAAUAUUGGAGAGACAAUGGUGUUCCUGCUGGGAAGCUUCUCAUGGGAUUUCCCACCUAUGGACGCACCUUCAGGCUUUCUACUAGUGAUACAUCAGUGGGUGCUCCUGCUUCUGGGGCUGGCUCUUCUGGACCGUACACUCGUGAGGCUGGCUUCUGGGCUUAUUAUGAGAUUUGUACCUUUAUAAAGGAUGCUACCGUUGUUUGGAUUGCAGACCAGUGUGUCCCUUAUGCUUACAAAGGUUCUGAGUGGGUUGGAUUUGACAACAAAAUAAGCUUUGACUAUAAAGCCCAAUUUGUGAAGGACAACAAAUUUGGUGGUGGCAUGGUGUGGGCUAUUGAUCUGGAUGACUUCAGUGGCUCUUUCUGUGGUGAAGGUCCUUACCCUCUGAUAAAUGAGCUGAAGAGCCAACUUGCAGGAAAGGUUUGUGGUGACCCAGGAAGUAUCAUCAUACCAACGACGACUCCUCCUGGACCUACCACCACUCCAGAUCCAAAUGCUCCCACCACUACUCCUGGAGAUGAGACAGAAUUUUGUGCAAACAAAGCUGAUGGCAUAUAUGCUAAUAAAAAUGAUCCCAAUAAAUUCUACGUUUGUGCUGGAGGCAGGACAUUCCCCAUGUCUUGUGCAGCUGGCCUGGUCUUUGAAGACAGCUGUAAGUGUUGCAACUGGCCACCAAAUUAAGGACUCGCAGAAACAUUGUGCUUUCAACCAUCUCUUCUUACAAUGUCUGUAGCACCUCCCUUCCCCUUCA
Molecule: messenger RNA, 7333 nt
Organism: Rhineura floridana
Lineage: Eukaryota; Metazoa; Chordata; Lepidosauria; Squamata; Rhineuridae
Product: acidic mammalian chitinase-like
Exons: 13
Coding region: 5626-7263 (545 amino acids)
Biological process (GO): carbohydrate metabolic process; chitin catabolic process
Cellular component (GO): extracellular region
Molecular function (GO): chitin binding; chitinase activity
Source: RefSeq, a predicted model, not a curated record